Thermothelomyces thermophilus ATCC 42464 is the source of this 1904-nucleotide messenger RNA. RefSeq lists its product as uncharacterized. Gene Ontology annotation, molecular function: zinc ion binding. The record is from RefSeq and is a predicted model, not a curated record. Gene Ontology annotation, cellular component: nucleus. Gene Ontology annotation, biological process: regulation of DNA-templated transcription. The transcript has a single exon. Bases 110 to 1732 code for a protein of 540 amino acids. Lineage: Eukaryota; Fungi; Ascomycota; Sordariomycetes; Sordariales; Chaetomiaceae.
CUCGAACCUCUAGCUUCUCCCAUGGUCAGGAUCAUUUGAUCGACAAACCGCCAAACCACACGAAUGCUCACCCACGAUGUCUAAAGAGCAAUUAUUUCAGCUUCUUCCAAUGCCCGACGAUGGGCUGGAACAGGUGCUCGAGUAUGCCGCCACGCUGUCCAAGGCCGAAGCCGCGGAGCAUUUCACCAACAUGCUCGGUGACUCACCACAGGUCAUCGAAUUCAUUUCAACAUUCAACGCCCGUCGUGCAGAACCAGAGUCCGCCCAAAAGUCCGCACCGACACCUGCGGCCACCGGGAAUGGUUCAAGUCAAGCAUCCGACGUCGACGCCGUACCGAAGUCUCGUCGCGGCCCCAAGAAGAAGAAGGCACCGAUUCACACCCCUCCUCCCAGACAGGUCGCUUCGUUCGAUCUCGCUCCGGGGAGAGUAUACAACAAGAAGAAUCAGGAAGAGGACUACAUAUCUGGGAACAAGUCAGGCACAGCAACACCAACCCACAACAACGCUCAACACAGCAGCACGGCACCCGCCAAAGCUGCAACUCCCCCGCCUCAACCAUCCAAAGCCCCACCAUCCGCUGCCGGGACUCUCGUAUCCGAUCUUGGUCUCCCCAAGCCAAAAACGAAAUCCAAUCCCGUUUCCCGCACUUCCACGCCGGGCCCAUCUUCGGCACGUAACCAAACCGCCACCACGAAGGUGUCCAUCACGGGCGGCACCCCGAUGCAUGGGUCUUCGACCGCGUUAGCCGACCUCGACCAAGCCAUCCGCUCGCUCGAGAUCACGACCAAUCCCUCCCACGCUUCCAACAGCCCCGCGAACCUGGCGGCACGCCGCUGCAACUGCGUCGCCACACGCCACCCGCUCCUCGAGGCCGCGCCCAACUGCCUCAACUGCGGCAAAGUCAUCUGCAUCAAGGAGGGCCUCGGGCCCUGCACCUUCUGCGGCGAGCCCCUGCUAAGCUCUGCCGAGGUGCAGACCAUGAUCAAGGAGCUCCGCGCGGAGCGCGGCCGCGAGAAGCAGGCGAUGGACAGAGAGGCACACAAGAAGGCCCAGGCCGCCGGCGGCGCGCGCCGGCCGUUUACGCGGCCCGGCGUCGACAAGGAGGACCUGACGGUCGCCGAGGCGAUGGCGCUGCAGCACCGGGAUAAGCUUCUCGGGUUCCAGGCGCAGAACGCCAAGCGCACGACGGUCCGGGACGAGGCCUCGGACUUCGACGCCACCUACACGGGCGGCAUGUGGGCGAGUGCCGAGGAGAGGGCGAUGGCGCUUAAGAGGCAGCAGAAGUUGAUGCGGGAGAUGGAGUGGAAUGCGAAGCCAGAGUACGAGAAACGUCAGCAGGUAGUGAGUAUCGACUUGUCGGGAAGGAAGGUGUUCAAGAAGACAGUCAAGCUGGAGCGGCCCCCGAGUCCGGAAGAGGAAGGGGGCGAAGAACCGCGGGAAGGGAUGGGUGCAGGAGCCGCAUCUGCAACACCGGAGUCUGGUGGUGGGAAAGGAAGCCACGGAGGAGCGUUUAGCAAGAAUCCGCUUAUGGGCGGCCUGAUCAGGCCAGUUUACGACGUCAAGGGGAAAGGAACAGAGCUGGAAGGGAGGAAAGACCGGGGUGCACGGUGGAGGAGGGUCCAAGAUGACCGUGACGACAACGAGGCCAUCAUUCUCGACGGUGGUCUCUACGGGAGGACGGCCGAGGCCCAUGAGGGAGGAGCCGCUGGUGAUGAGCCUGCAUGCGGGUGACCGAGCACGGUUUUUGCGUACCUAUCUAUCAUUGAUCCGUGCGUUCAUACUUGCUACGCUAGAACCACCAAAAGGUCUUUGAUGAGUUGAUGCCCUCGGGACCCUUGUUCUCCCACCUUAGUCGUCUUCCAGAAGCCGGGCCAAACUGGAUCAUUGGCGGCCCCGGGUCUUG